Molecule: messenger RNA, 423 nt
Organism: Mesocestoides corti
Lineage: Eukaryota; Metazoa; Platyhelminthes; Cestoda; Cyclophyllidea; Mesocestoididae
Source: the annotation of a GenBank genome assembly
CUGUCUCUCAUUCUACGGCGAAAGUGCGGUGGUAAGGUGAUGGGAAACGAGGACUGGUUGACGGUUCCAGCAGUAGAGAACACAGUGUAUCCUGAAAUCGGUACCUCGUCUGACAUAUGCUCUUUCUUUACCCGCUCGUUGGCCUUCAAACUGCACAAGCUGCAGGUCAAUGACAUUGAGGUCGCCAUGCUGGCCGCCUUUCUCCUCAUUAAUCCCUACCGCCACGAUUUGUCCGACGCGAGUAGAAUCUUGACCCGAAGGAACAUCCUCACGGAAAUACUUCGUGUCUACGCGAAUCGCCGCAGAUCCGCAGACGAGUUUGCAGCACCACAAGACAAAUUUCCAGAAAGGAUACAUGAACUCAUCGUGCUUGCUUCGUUUAUCACUUCAAAUGUCACAGAACGACUCAAACACACACCAUGA